UGCACUAUCCUCUCUACGAUAACGUCUCAGUCGCGCAUGCGCUGAGGUUUUGGCGCCAUUCAUUAUAGUUAUUAAUUAAUAGUGAGUGAGUGAGUGCGUGGGAUUUGAUUAAGAAUCCACAAUGGAGGCUGAAGCCAGCGCGUCGCACGUCGCCCCGAUCCUGGAGACAGGCAACGGCGACGUCAAGAUGCUCAAACGGAUGGAGACAGUCCCCGACAUCAAGAGAGACACAGCGGGGAUUACUACGCAAUACAUUGCUACUGGCAUAGUUAAUCUCGGAGCCUUCGCUGCCGGAGUUUGCGUAGCCUGGUCAUCAUCAGCACUGCCGCUUCUCACCAGUUCCUCGGGGGUAGAACCGAGUGAAAUGCGAGUGGAACAAACUUUGCCGACCAACGGAACUGAAACCAGACUUGAGCUAACAGAGUCCGAGGCAUCCUGGGUGGCUUCCCUUCUCUGCCUGGGCGCAGUCUUUGGCUCCAUCCCUGCUGGACUCAUCUCUGAGUACUUCGGACGGAAGAAGACCUUGCUGUACCUGGCGCUGCCGCUGCUUGUGUCCUGGAUCAUGGUUGGCUCAAGUCCGAAUGUGUACGGUCUGUACGUAGGGCGGUUCGUGGGCGGCGUGGCCGUGGGUGCCUUCAGCGUGGCCAUCCCGCCCUACGUGGCAGACAUCGCCGAAAAGCACCUCUGGCCUACACUGGCUAACUUCUACCACGUGCACUUCUCCUGUGGGAUACUGUUUGGAUACAUAAUUGGUAUGGUGCAAAGCACAUCCUGGCUGUCCAUCCUCUGCGCCAGCAUUCCGACCGCCUUCUUCAUCGCCUUCAUCUUCCUCCCCGAGUCUCCUGCCUACUACAUGUCCCAGGGAAAGAACGCCGAGGCCAAAGCUGCCAUGAGAUACUUCCGAGGCAUUGACAACGAUAUCGACUCAGAACUUAAAGCGUUGAAAGAGCAAAUCAGAAAUUAUGCAAGAAAUAGAGUAACUUUCAAACAGCUCUUCAAAACGAGGUCCACUUUGAAAGCACUAUUCGUCUCGUUCGGACUUAUGAUCUUUCAACAGAUGAGCGGUAUAUACCCUGUCCUUUUCUAUACAGAGAAGAUCUUUAAGGAUUUCUCAAUCUCUCUUAAUCCGCCAGGAGCAGCUAUAAUUCUAGGAUUCUGCUUAGUUUCUUCAACAUAUUUCUCAACUAUGCUCCUCAGGUCUUUUAGAAGAAGAGUCUUACUUAUGAUUUCUUUUAUGACCAUGGCUGUAAGCUUAGGUUCCUUAGCAAUCUAUUACCAUAUGAAUGCUGGAAAAAUUCAGGAAAGCAGCACAUGGGUACCUCUUUUCACUCUCUGCAUCUAUGUCAUCGUAUAUGCCAUGGGUGUUGGACCUAUUCCUUGGUUAAUGUUGAGAGAAAUCUUUCCUGCUAAUGUGACUAGGAGAGCAUCAGCUAUAACCGCUGGUUUCCAUUGGUUCCUUGCCUUUGGAGUCACAAAGCUGUACCAGAAUUUAGUAGCCAACGUAAAGACUGGUUGGACAUUAUGGCAUUUUGCGGUUACUUGUAUUGUUGGAACGAUAUUUGUUUAUUUCUUCGUACCUGAAACGAAAGGGAAGACUUUAGAGGAGAUUCAACAGGCGUUUGAUGGGAUACAGAAGAAGAAGAAGCAUAGACAUGUUAUAGAAGUUGAGAGCUUGUCAGAUGCGGAAGCUGUGUAAGACUAAAUCGUAGAAAAAUGUUACGGCAAUCCUACUUUAAUUUAGGAAUAGAAAGAUAUAUCGGAUUUAUACGAUCCAAUUAAUUUUAAAAAUUUCAAAGUUGUUAUGUGUGUUGUUCAUAUUCCUGAAAAUUCUCAGUUAACAGAUGGUAUACGAUAGAUUUAGAGACACUGGUUUUUAUUAUUGUAUAAAUACAUAUGUAUAAACUAAUAUUUUGUUUAAAGGAAGUCGAACGUCGAAGAAUGAUGGGGUAUAUAAAUAUUGUGUGGUUUGAUUCGAACAUUUUCUACCAAAGUUAGGAGUAGUAUUUCGUUUUAAGAAAUACUUUUAUUACUUAUUUGUUCGAUAACCCAACUACUUAAAUAUUUGAAGGAACGAAUAUACUUUGUAAACAAUGCUGUUUGAAUAAAUGUUUGAAACCUACGAUAUCUUAGAAAAAAACGAAUAGUCUAAAACUAUGAGUUUGGAUUAUUUGAGAAGAUCGAGUUUUAACAAGAAUGAUGGAUGAAAGUUACAUUAGCUUAAUAAUUCGUUAGUUUAGAUAGGUUUUAUUAAGUUAUUUUUCUUAAAUU
Molecule: messenger RNA, 2268 nt
Organism: Cydia splendana
Lineage: Eukaryota; Metazoa; Arthropoda; Insecta; Lepidoptera; Tortricidae
Gene: st4
Product: facilitated trehalose transporter Tret1-like
Exons: 7
Coding region: 122-1696 (524 amino acids)
Biological process (GO): carbohydrate transport; transmembrane transport
Cellular component (GO): membrane
Molecular function (GO): sugar transmembrane transporter activity
Source: RefSeq, a predicted model, not a curated record